CGGCGUGGUGGACCACCGCGAUGCGGUCCUCGCGCACCAGGCCCACAAAGUCCGCAGCACCCCGCAGGCCAGGAGGAGGAAAUGGGAAAUGGCUCGCUUCGGAGACGAGAUGCCGGCCCGCUACGGGGGAGGCGGCGGGGGCCCGGGGGCCGCGGCCGGGGUGGUCGUGGGCGCUGCGGGCGGCCGCGGAGCCGCCGGGGGCAGCCGGCAGGGCGGCCAGCCCGGGGCGCAGAGGAUGUACAAGCAAUCCAUGGCGCAGAGGGCCCGGACCAUGGCCCUGUACAACCCCAUCCCCGUGCGCCAGAACUGCCUCACCGUCAACCGCUCCCUCUUCCUGUUCAGCGAGGACAAUGUGGUGAGGAAAUACGCGAAAAAGAUCACCGAAUGGCCUCCCUUUGAAUACAUGAUUUUAGCCACUAUCAUUGCAAACUGCAUCGUUCUUGCCCUGGAGCAGCACCUGCCGGAUGAUGACAAGACGCCCAUGUCAGAGAGAUUGGACGACACAGAACCCUAUUUCAUUGGAAUUUUUUGUUUCGAGGCUGGAAUUAAGAUCAUCGCCCUGGGGUUCGCCUUCCACAAAGGGUCGUAUCUGCGGAACGGCUGGAAUGUCAUGGACUUCGUCGUGGUGCUAACAGGUAUCUUGGCCACCGUUGGGACGGAGUUUGACCUUCGGACCUUGAGGGCAGUUCGGGUUCUGCGGCCGCUCAAGCUGGUGUCUGGAAUCCCAAGUUUACAAGUCGUCCUGAAGUCGAUCAUGAAGGCCAUGAUCCCCCUGCUGCAGAUCGGCCUCCUCCUGUUUUUUGCAAUUCUUAUUUUUGCAAUCAUAGGGUUAGAAUUUUAUAUGGGGAAAUUUCAUACCACCUGCUUUGAAGAGGGGACAGACGACAUUCAGGGCGAGUCUCCGGCCCCGUGCGGGAUCGAGGAGCCGGCCCGCACCUGCCCCAAUGGGACCAGCUGCAAGCCCUACUGGGAGGGCCCCAACAACGGGAUCACGCAGUUUGACAACAUCCUGUUCGCGGUGCUCACCGUGUUCCAGUGCAUCACCAUGGAAGGGUGGACAGACCUUCUCUACAACAGCAACGACGCCUCAGGGAACACUUGGAACUGGCUAUACUUCAUCCCCCUCAUCAUCAUCGGCUCCUUUUUUAUGCUAAACCUCGUGCUGGGCGUCCUGUCAGGAGAAUUUGCCAAAGAGCGGGAGCGGGUGGAGAACCGGCGGGCUUUCCUGAAGCUCCGGCGGCAGCAGCAGAUCGAGCGGGAGCUCAACGGCUACAUGGAGUGGAUCUCCAAGGCAGAAGAGGUCAUCCUCGCUGAGGACGAGACAGAUGUGGAGCAGAGGCACCCCUUCGAUGGUGCCCUGCGGAGAGCCACUAUCAAGAAGAGCAAGACAGACCUGCUGAACCCAGAGGAGGGAGAGGACCAGCUGGCCGACAUUGCCUCUGUUGGGUCUCCCUUCGCUCGGGCCAGCAUUAAGAGUGCCAAGGUGGAGAACUCUACCUUCUUCCACAAGAAGGAGAGGAGGAUGCGUUUCUACAUCCGCCGCAUGGUCAAAACUCAGGCCUUCUACUGGACUGUGCUCAGCCUCGUCGCCCUCAACACGCUGUGUGUCGCAAUUGUCCACUACAACCAGCCCGAGUGGCUCUCCGACUUCCUCUACUAUGCAGAAUUCAUUUUCUUAGGACUCUUUAUGUCCGAAAUGUUUAUAAAAAUGUACGGGCUUGGGACGCGGCCUUAUUUCCAUUCGUCCUUCAACUGCUUUGACUGUGGGGUCAUCAUCGGCAGCAUCUUCGAGGUUAUCUGGGCGGUCAUCAAGCCGGGGACGUCCUUCGGGAUCAGUGUGUUACGAGCUCUCAGGUUAUUGCGUAUUUUCAAAGUCACAAAGUACUGGGCGUCUCUCAGAAACCUCGUGGUCUCUCUUCUGAACUCCAUGAAAUCCAUCAUCAGUCUCUUGUUCCUCCUUUUCCUGUUCAUCGUCGUCUUCGCCCUUUUGGGAAUGCAACUCUUUGGUGGCCAAUUUAACUUUGAUGACGGGACGCCCCCCACCAACUUCGACACCUUCCCAGCAGCCAUCAUGACAGUGUUUCAGAUCCUGACCGGGGAAGACUGGAACGAGGUGAUGUACGAUGGCAUCAAGUCCCAGGGGGGUGUGCAAGGGGGCAUGGUCUUCUCCAUCUACUUCAUCGUGCUCACUCUCUUCGGGAACUACACCCUGCUCAAUGUCUUCUUGGCCAUCGCUGUGGACAAUCUGGCUAACGCACAGGAGCUCACCAAGGAUGAGCAAGAGGAGGAGGAAGCGGCCAACCAGAAGCUUGCCCUGCAGAAAGCCAAGGAGGUGGCGGAAGUGAGCCCGCUUUCUGCAGCCAACAUGUCCAUAGCUGUGAAGGAGCAGCAGCGGAACCAGAAGGCGGCCAAGUCGGUGUGGGAGCAGCGUACUAGCGAGAUGCGCAAGCACAACCUGCUGGCGAGCCGCGAGGCGCUCUACCCCGAGCUGGCGGCCGAUGAGCGCUGGAAGGCUACAUAUGCGCGCCACCUGCGGCCCGACGUGAAGACGCACCUGGACCGGCCGCUCGUGGUGGACCCGCAGGAGAACCGCAACAACAACACCAACAAGAGUCGCGCUGCCGAGCCCGUGGGCCCGCGUCCGGGCCAGCCGGGCCCGGAGGAGCUGCUGCGCAAACGCGCGCGGGACCCCGCCGCCCCCGCGGGGCUGGCGGGGCGCAGGCCUUGGCCGGGCGGCCCCGACACCGAGCCUAGCCGCGAGGGACCCUACGGCCGCGAGUCCGAGCCGCCAGACUUCUGGGAGGCGGAGGCCGAGCGGCCCCCGCCCGGGGAGCCGCCGCGCAGGGCGCCCGCGCACCGGCCCGGGGCACCCAGGGAAAGCCGCGGAGGGUCGCCGCGUGCCGGCGCCGGCGCCGGCGCCGACGGGGAGCCGCGCAGACAUCGCGUGCGCCGCAGGCCCGGGGAUGAGGCGGCCGAGGACAGGGCCGAGCGCCGGCUCCGGCACCGCGAGGGCAGCCGGCCGGCCCGCGGCGGGGAGGGCGACGGCGACGGCCUCGACGGCGGCGAUCGCCGGAGGCGACACCGGCAUGGCGCCCCGGCCAGCUACGACCAGGACGCGAGGCGGGAGGACAAGGAGCGCCGGCACCGCCGAAGGAAAGACAACCAGGGCUCUGGGGCUCCAGUCUCUGGCCCCAACCUAUCAACCACCCGGCCAAUCCAGCAGGACCUGGGCCGCCAAGACCCCCCACUGGCCGAAGACAUCGACAACAUAAAGAAUAACAAACUGGCCACUGGGGAAUCAGCCAGUCCUCAUGACAGCCUCGGCCACCCUGGCUGUGUGUCCCACAGCCCAGCCAAGAUGGGGAACAGCAUGGACCCUGGCCCUGUGCCCAUGCCGUCCACUACAGUCACCAACCCCCAGAACACCUCCAGCCGCCGGACCCCCAACAACCCGGGCAACCCCUCCAACCCUGGUCCCCCCAAGACCCCCGAGAACAGCCUUAUUGUCACCAACCCCAGCAGCAGCCAGAACAAUCCAGCCAAGACUGCCAGGAAGCCCGACCACACCACAGUGGACAUCCCACCUGCCUGCCCACCCACCCUCAACCACACAGUCAUCCAAGUGAACAAAAAUGCCAACCCAGACCCACCGUCCCAGAAGGAGGAGGAGAAGAAGGAGGAGGAAGAGGACUCUGGCGAAGAUGGCCCCAAGCCGAUGCCCCCGUACAGCUCCAUGUUCAUCCUGUCCACAACCAACCCCCUUCGCCGUCUGUGCCAUUACAUCUUGAACCUGCGCUACUUUGAGAUGUGCAUCCUGGUGGUCAUCGCCAUGAGCAGCAUUGCGCUGGCCGCCGAGGACCCGGUGCAGCCCAACGCCCCCCGAAACAACGUGCUGCGAUAUUUUGACUACGUCUUUACAGGCGUGUUUACCUUCGAGAUGGUCAUCAAGAUGAUCGACCUGGGGCUCGUCCUGCAUCAGGGCGCCUACUUCCGUGACCUGUGGAACAUCCUGGACUUCAUAGUGGUCAGUGGGGCCCUGGUGGCCUUUGCCUUCACAGGCAACAGCAAGGGAAAGGACAUUAACACCAUCAAGUCGCUCCGGGUGCUCCGGGUGCUCCGUCCUCUUAAAACCAUCAAGCGCUUGCCGAAGCUCAAGGCUGUGUUCGAUUGUGUGGUGAACUCACUGAAGAACGUCUUCAACAUCCUUAUAGUGUACAUGCUCUUCAUGUUCAUCUUCGCCGUCGUGGCCGUGCAGCUGUUUAAAGGGAAGUUCUUCCACUGCACUGAUGAAUCCAAGGAGUUUGAGAAGGACUGCCGGGGCAAGUACCUCCUGUACGAGAAGAACGAGGUGAAGGCCCGGGACCGGGAGUGGCGCAAGUACGAGUUCCACUACGACAACGUGCUGUGGGCGCUGCUCACCCUCUUCACCGUGUCCACCGGGGAAGGCUGGCCUCAGGUCCUCAAGCACUCGGUGGAUGCCACAUUUGAGAACCAGGGCCCCAGCCCCGGUUACCGCAUGGAAAUGUCCAUCUUCUACGUGGUCUAUUUCGUGGUAUUCCCCUUCUUCUUCGUCAACAUCUUUGUGGCCUUGAUUAUCAUCACUUUCCAGGAGCAGGGGGAUAAGAUGAUGGAGGAGUACAGCCUGGAGAAAAAUGAGAGAGCCUGCAUUGAUUUUGCCAUCAGUGCCAAACCACUCACCCGGCAUAUGCCACAGAACAAACAGAGUUUCCAGUACCGGAUGUGGCAGUUCGUGGUGUCCCCACCCUUCGAGUACACCGUGAUGGCCCUGAUUGCCCUCAACACCAUCGUUCUGAUGAUGAAGUUUGACGGAGCCUCCACGGCUUAUGAUAACGCUCUGAAGGUGUUCAACAUCGUCUUCACCUCCCUCUUCUCGCUUGAGUGCGUGCUGAAAGUCACAGCCUUUGGGAUUUUGAAUUAUUUCCGUGAUGCCUGGAACAUCUUCGACUUUGUGACUGUUCUGGGCAGCAUCACUGACAUCCUGGUCACCGAGUUUGGGAACAACUUCAUCAACCUGAGCUUCCUCCGCCUCUUCCGGGCCGCCCGGCUCAUCAAGCUCCUGCGGCAGGGCUACACCAUCCGCAUCCUCCUGUGGACCUUCGUGCAGUCCUUCAAGGCCCUGCCCUACGUCUGUCUGCUGAUCGCCAUGCUCUUCUUCAUCUACGCCAUCAUCGGGAUGCAGGUGUUUGGCAACAUCGGCAUCGACAUGGAGGACGAGGACAGUGAAGAGGAUGACUUCCAGAUCACCGAGCACAACAACUUCCGGACCUUCUUCCAGGCCCUCAUGCUUCUCUUCCGGAGCGCCACUGGGGAGGCCUGGCACAAUAUCAUGCUGUCCUGUCUCAGCGGGAAACCAUGCGACAGGAACUCUGGCAUCCUCACGGCUGACUGCGGCAAUGAAUUUGCUUAUUUUUAUUUUGUUUCCUUCAUCUUCCUCUGCUCCUUCCUGAUGCUGAAUCUCUUUGUCGCUGUCAUCAUGGACAACUUCGAGUACCUCACCCGUGACUCCUCCAUCCUGGGUCCACACCACCUGGACGAAUACGUGCGGGUGUGGGCCGAGUACGACCCUGCUGCUUGCGGGCGGAUUCAUUAUAAGGAUAUGUACAGUUUAUUACGAGUAAUAGCACCCCCUCUCGGCUUAGGCAAGAAAUGCCCUCAUAGAGUUGCUUGCAAGAGGCUCCUACGGAUGGAUCUGCCAGUGGCUGAUGACAACACAGUCCACUUUAACUCUACCCUCAUGGCCCUGAUCCGCACGGCCCUGGACAUAAAGAUCGCCAAGGGUGGAGCCGACAAGCAGCAGAUGGAUGCCGAGUUGCGGAAGGAAAUGAUGGCCAUUUGGCCCAACCUGUCACAGAAGACGCUGGACCUCCUAGUCACUCCACACAAGUCCACGGAUCUGACGGUGGGGAAAAUCUACGCUGCCAUGAUGAUCAUGGAAUACUACCGACAGAGCAAGGCCAAGCGGCUCCAGGCCAUGCGGGAGGAGCAGAACCGGACGCCGCUUAUGUUCCAGCGCAUGGAGCCCCCGUCACCGACGCAGGAGGGGGGACCCGGCCAGAACGCCCUCCCAUCCACGCAGCUGGACCCGGGAGGAAGCCUGAUGGCCCACGAAGGCGGCAUGAAGGAGAGCCCGUCGUGGGUGACGCAGCGGGCCCAGGAGAUGUUCCAGAAGACGGGCACGUGGAGCCCGGAGCGAGGACCCCCCGCCGACGUGCCCAGUACCCAGCCCAACUCCCAGUCCGUGGAGAUGCGUGAGAUGUGCACGGAAGGCUACUCGGACGGCGAGCACUACCUCCCUAUGGAGGGCCAGGCCCGCGCCGCCUCCAUGCCCCGCCUCCCCGCCGAGAACCAGAGGAGAAGGGGCCGGCCACGUGGGAAUAACCUCAGCACCAUUUCAGACACCAGCCCCAUGAAGCGCUCAGCCUCCGUGCUGGGCCCCAAGGCCCGGCGGCUGGACGACUACUCGCUGGAGCGGGUGCCGCCCGAGGACGCGCCGCGCUUCCACCAGCGGCGCCGCGAGCGGGGCCACCGCGCGUCCGAGCGCUCCCUGGGCCGCUACACCGACGUGGACACAGGCUUGGGAACGGACCUGAGCAUGACCACGCAGUCCGGGGACCUGCCUCCCAAGGAGCGGGACCAGGAGCGGGGCCGGCCCAAGGACCGCAAGCACCGGCAGCACCACCACCACCAUCACCACCACCACCCUCCGGCCCCCGACAAGGAGCGCUACGCCCCGGAGCGGCCGGAGCACCGGGCCCGGGCCCGCGACCAGCGCUGGUCCCGCUCGCCGAGCGAGGGCCGCGAGCACGUGACUCACCGGCAGGGCAGUAGUUCAGUCAGUGGAAGCCCCGCCCCCUCAACGUCCGGCACCAGCACGCCGCGGCGCGGCCGCCGCCAGCUCCCCCAGACCCCCUGCACCCCGCGGCCCCACGUGUCCUACUCCCCCGUGGUCCGUAAGGCGGGCGCCGCCCAGUUCGCCGAGCCUGGGGCGCCGCCGCCGCCGCCGCCGGGCGCGCGCGCCGACUCCCCGAGGGCCUGCCGUGUGCGCGCGCCCGCCUCGCACGCGCCUGACGCCCGGCACCGCGGCUACUACCGCGGCUCCGACUACGACGACGCCGAGGCGCCCGGCCCCGAGCCGCAGCCGCCCGCGCGCCACGCGCCGCCCGCGAGCCGCUCGCCCAGGACUCCCCGGGCCGCGGGCCCCGCCGGCCCCGCGCCCGCCCGGCACGGCCGGAGGCUCCCCAACGGCUACUACCCGGUACCCGGGCCGCCCCGGCCCCGCGGCCCCGGCGCUCGCCGCGGCCCGCAGGACCCCUACAGCGAGAGCGAGGACGACUGGUGCUAAGUCCCGGCGCGGGGCCGCGCCCCACGCACCCCGCACAACGCGGCCGCCCCGCGUGCGCCCGCGAGCCCCGACACGCAGGCGCCGGCCGAGGCCCCGCCCCCCGGGGGCGGGGUCACGGGCAGACCCGCCCCGCCGGCCCGGGAUUCGAACCUACUCAGCCCUCUCCGGAGAACUUCGGGGAAAAUGACACACACACACACACACACACACACACACACACACACACACACACAAUAACCUUUUUAAAAAGAAAAACGGGGGGAGAAGUAGCUUGUAUUGAUGAGUUUUAUCAUCUGCCUGACUGGAUCCUUCCUUUCCCGGAGACUGCGCGGGCUGGCGGGGAGGAGGCGGCCAGGGACGCACCCAGAGAGCUUGCGGGGUGACCCCACCGACCCCCACUACUGCCUGCACCCGCCGACCUAAGAAGAACAAUCAUCAUAACCAACGACUUCAAAAAGGACAAAAAAAAAUGAUUGAGGAAAAUGAAAAACAGCAUUUUUUUCUGACAUUUGGUCCUGCUUGAAAUAACAAAAGAAGAGGAAAAAAAGAAAAGGAAAAAAAAAAACACCACAUCACCAUCAACUAACUCCCUGGCGUCAUUUUUUCUUUUAACUUUUUGUUUUUCUUUUUUUUUCCUUUCCUUUUCUUUUCUUUUUUUCCUAUCUUGUUUGAAAACUGUGGGCUUGGGACUGUGAAUUAUUGCAUGAUAUUAAAAAAGAACAAAAAAAAUUUAAAAAAAAUGUUGA
Messenger RNA from Perognathus longimembris pacificus (Pacific pocket mouse), 8109 nucleotides. It is a transcript of the gene Cacna1a, whose product is annotated as calcium voltage-gated channel subunit alpha1 A. The coding region runs from base 89 to 7363 and encodes 2424 amino acids. NCBI's taxonomy places the organism in Eukaryota, Metazoa, Chordata, Mammalia, Rodentia, Heteromyidae. Gene Ontology annotation, biological process: calcium ion import across plasma membrane; chemical synaptic transmission. The transcript is spliced from 50 exons. Gene Ontology annotation, molecular function: high voltage-gated calcium channel activity. Gene Ontology annotation, cellular component: neuronal cell body; membrane; voltage-gated calcium channel complex. The record is from RefSeq and is a predicted model, not a curated record.